AUGUACGAGUUCUCAGUGCACAUCUCCAGGCGCAGCAUGGGGCUGGACCUCAAGCAGCUGCCGGAUGAGACGGGCGUCAAGCCUCUCGACCGCGUGCUGUCCAUGUACGAGUUCUCAGUGCACAUCUCCGGGCGCAGCAUGGGGCUGGACCUCAAGCAGCUGCCGGAUGAGACGCUGUACGCCGCCCGGCGGAAGAUGCGGGAGCAUUACAGGAACCUGGUGCCGACGGACACGAGGAACGUGUGGCCGUGGACGUCUCUCUCGGUGACCAUGGAGGAAGACCUCUGGGACCGGGUGAGUGGCGUGGACAUUGUAGCACGAGGUAGGGAUCACUAG
Molecule: messenger RNA, 336 nt
Organism: Closterium sp. Naga37s-1
Lineage: Eukaryota; Viridiplantae; Streptophyta; Zygnematophyceae; Desmidiales; Closteriaceae
Source: the annotation of a GenBank genome assembly